Molecule: messenger RNA, 3329 nt
Organism: Linum tenue
Lineage: Eukaryota; Viridiplantae; Streptophyta; Magnoliopsida; Malpighiales; Linaceae
Source: the annotation of a GenBank genome assembly
GCCUCACCAUUACUCACGAACUAGUUUAUUUUUUCCUGAUUAAUACAAACCAAACCCAAGACGCAGCAGAGUCCAUCAAUGGAAUGGAAGCCAUUCGAAGGAGUUAGAUCAACCAUUCAGCGACUCUAGUCUCUCCCUUUCCACCAGGAGGAAGAAGAAGAAGAAGGGCAGAGAAACAACACCCACAAGAUUCGGCCGUCUGCCUGCCUCGAUUCACCCUGUUGUUUGUGUCUGAAAUUGCGAAAGUCUCCAGCUUUGAGUCUCCGUUUACUAACCUACAAACUUGGGCCUCUUCUUCUUCUUCUUCUUCUUCCUUCUUUCCUUCGCAAAACUUGGUGUGGCGUGGGCAAUAAACAAAUAAAAAUGACAUCUUUUUCGUAGCACGUAUUCAUCAUCAUCAGCUCACACAGAGACAGGAGAGCUACGACGCCACUCUCCACAACCCACCAAAAUAGUUAUAUUUUUUUAAUCCACCUUCCCUUUCCUGUUUCUCUUUGGCUAAACUCUUCCUUUUUUCCCCGUCCGGACUUCUAGCUUAGUUGUAUUUUGAUCCUCUACGAUACCAAGCACUGUCGUCUCUGUUCUGGACAUCUGGGUUCUCGGGAAGAAAGAAGUUUUCUUUCCUCGCGUCUCUGCUUCUUUUUUCUUCAUCUGUUAGCCCUUUCCCCAGUUUCCUCUUGAAUCUUACACGUUCCCACCUUGUGGUCUUUUGAUUGUCUCUUUGGUUCUGACGAUUGCUUUGAUUCAGUGGGUAAAAAGGGUUUUUGUACAGCAGCUCUCGAAGUCUCCGCUGGGUCUGUUCUUGUAGAUUGCUGUGACUCAGUCCGCUGGUUUGUUGGUACCCUUUUGAGAAGUUCGUUUUGACUUGCUCUAGCUGGGGAAGUCUCUAAUAGAUUGAAGUUUCGUUUAUUGGAUUGGUCAAAUUAAGGUCAAUGCAAAGCGUAUAAGCAAGGGGAUUUUGAAAGUAUUUUUUCCGAUCUUUCCUCUUUUGUUGUGAUUAGAUUCGCUGAUUGGAGCAAUACCAUAUGUUUUACUUUCCCAAGGAUUACUUUGUGGGGACUGGAAUCGAUAUGCUUUAGUGAAAAGGGCAGAUCUUGAUGUUGAAAUCACUGGGAAUCCAUUGGAAGUGAUCUGAGGGUUCCAGGGGUUUUGAUUAGAUGGGUAAUAACUGUGUUGGGCCAAGCACUGCCAAAAAUGGCUUUCUACAGACUGUUUCUGCGGCAAUGUGGAGAACCAGAGUGCCAGAUGAUGCAGCUCCUCAGGGAAAUGGGGAAGCGGUUCCGGAGGUGGUGACCAAUAAAGGAUCUGAAGUGCCUUUCCAGGUUCAGGAUAAGCCUCCAGAGCAGGUCACCAUUCCUAAAGCUGAGAAAAGAGAAGAACCUGUACCUGAUAAGAAGGCUGAACCAGCUGAGAAAAGGGAAGAACCUGUGCCUGAUCAGAAGGCUGAACCAGCUGAGAAACCUAAGAAGAAGUUUCCAGCUCCAGAAAUGAAGAGGGUUGGCAGUGCUGGUCUUCGGGUUAGCUCUGUUUUGCAGACUAGAACGGGCAAUAUCAAGGAGUUCUAUACCAUGGGGAAGAAACUAGGACAAGGGCAGUUUGGAACCACGUUUCUGUGCCUGGAGAAAACUACAGGGAACAAAUUUGCCUGUAAAUCGAUUGCGAAAAGGAAGUUGUUGACCGAUGAUGACGUGGAGGAUGUGAGAAGGGAGAUCCAGAUCAUGCAUCAUUUGGCUGGCCAUCCAAAUGUUAUAUCCAUUAAGGGGGCUUAUGAGGAUGCGGUGGCGGUACAUGUUGUUAUGGAGCUAUGCGCUGGGGGGGAACUCUUUGAUCGGAUUGUCCAACGCGGGCACUACUCGGAAAGAAAAGCUGCACAGCUUACUAGGACAAUAGUUGGAGUUGUUGAAGCUUGCCAUUCACUUGGUGUGAUGCAUCGGGACCUCAAGCCGGAGAAUUUUCUCUUUGUGAACCAACAAGAGGAUUCAUUGCUGAAAACAAUUGAUUUUGGAUUAUCAAUCUUCUUCAAGCCAGGGGAAAGGUAUUCUGAUGUAGUUGGCAGUCCUUAUUAUGUUGCUCCAGAGGUUUUGAAAAAGCGUUAUGGGGCAGAAGCUGAUGUUUGGAGUGCCGGAGUGAUUCUCUACAUUCUAUUAAGUGGAGUGCCACCCUUCUGGGCAGAGACCGAGCAGGGAAUAUUUGAGCAGGUUCUCCAGGGUGAGCUUGACUUUGAAACAGAACCUUGGCCUAACAUCUCCGAGAGUGCUAAGGAUUUGGUUAAGAAAAUGCUUCUUCGAGACCCCAGAAGGAGACUAACUGCUCAUGAAGUCCUGUGCCAUCCAUGGGUACAAGAAGAUGGUGUAGCUCCUGACAAACCUCUUGAUUCUGCUGUCCUAAGUCGUCUGAAGCAAUUCUCAGCUAUGAACAAACUCAAGAAAAUGGCUCUCAUAAUCAUUGCGGAGAGUCUAUCAGAAGAGGAAAUUGCUGGGCUUAAGGAGAUGUUCAAGAUGAUUGACGCUGAUGGCAGUGGUCAGAUCACUUUUGAAGAACUUAAGGCUGGAUUGAAAAGAGUCGGGGCUAACCUCAAGGAAUCAGAAAUCUACGAUCUAAUGCAAGCAGCGGAUAUAGACAACAGCGGCACCAUUGAUUAUGCAGAGUUCAUUGCUGCAACACUGCAUCUGAACAAAAUCGAGAAAGAGGAUCACCUCUUUGCAGCCUUCUCAUACUUUGACAAGGAUGGAAGUGGUUACAUCACUCAAGAUGAGCUUCAACAAGCUUGCGAGGAGUUUGGCUUACAAGAUGUUCGCUUAGAAGAAAUGAUCAAAGAAGCUGAUCAGGACAAUGAUGGGCGCAUAGAUUACAACGAGUUUGUCGCGAUGAUGCAAAAGGGAACUGUAGCAGCAACCCCAGGAAGGAAGGGACUAGAGACCAGCUUCAGCAUGGCGUUCAAAGAUUCGCGGAAACUCAACACCAGCCAGCAGUAAGUGUUUGUUUGCUUCUCUGUUUGUGUGUUUUUGGGUUCUUUCCCCCCUCGCCGUCUGAAGAACCAGGGUUGUAGUAGUGUGUAUAGUGAGUGAGAAGGCGGCUAUGCCACUCUCAACCGAGACGCCAGCAAACAUGGUCGGAUCGUAUAUCGAACUGGGUUUGGACCUGCAAAAAAUGAGGUUCCUUUUGUUGGUUCUUUUCAUUAUCGAAUGUAAAACUGAGCCAUCACUGCGCCAUCCCAUGGCUUCUUUAUGUUUGUGACAAUGUCGAGUAGAAGAACUGUAGCUAUAAUUUUUUUAGUUAAUAUUAUCAUCAUCAUUAUAGUUCAUUUGGACCAUUUUUUUGGGGCAGUG